ACUCCCACUCUCUCCUGAUGGGAAUUUAGUCACCUAAUUAUGUCAACAGCUUUCAGACAUGGACUCUGAAGUAGGAAUCGGCAGCGAUAAAACGGCCAGGUAACAUUUUAAAAUAUCAUCCUUUUAUUGUUAACACAUUUCUAUGUCACCUCUCUAAUGUGCAAAAUAAAGUUGUUUAAGUAGUGUUCUGUUUGUCUAAUCCUUGGUGAUAGCGUCUGUAUUGUUUUACUUUGGAGAGAAAAUGUAAAAAAGUAGUGCUUCAAAUAGUGUGUAUGUCUGUAUCCAUGGCCUUUUGAAGUUUACACUUCACUUUUUUGGCCUUUAUCAUUAUUUUCCCUGUUGGCUACACUCUGCCAGAGACACCAUCUGUGCAGCAAGCUAUCCCACCACUGUCCAUAAGACAUCUGUCAGUGCCACAUUUCACUUUCUAAAGAUGACGAUAUCUGAUAGGACGCAGUCAACAUACUGGGCCCGUGAAGGUUUGUUUUCAGACAAAAGGCCGGUCCGCAGCCUCCGUGACAGCACACUAGAUAGUGAACUUUCAGUAAAGGAGGAUCUUUUCUUGGAGAUAAAACACCGUUUCACCUUUUUUGGCUGAAGAAAUGAAGACUCUGCAUCACUUUGCAAGGUAAAGAAUGUUGUCAUUUAAUAUUAGAAAUGUAUAUGUGAUCCUUAGGUACAUUAUAGUGGAGGAUUCUUUCUAUGUUAGAAUCCUCCCCUCAGCAGUGUAACACUAUCUGAUAUCUUCCUACAUUGUUAGUAACAUAGAGGCAUGACUCACUGAUAGGUACACUCAUCUGCCACUUUAUUAGGUACACAGGACACCUAAUAAAUUGGCAGAAGUGGCACCCAGUUGAGCUUUCUGCCAUAGUAAAUCCACUUCAAAGUCCAACAUGUUGUGUGUUCAACCUUUUUUGUAACAAACUUGAGUUACUGUUGCCUUUCUAUAAUUUCAAACCAGUCAUACUAGUCAUUCCCCUCUGACUUCUGACAUCAACACUGCUUUUUUGUCCAGACACACUGAAUAUCUCUCAUUUUUUCUGACCAUUCUCUGUAAACCCUAAAGAUAGUAGUGUCAAAAAUAAAUCCCACUACAUCAGCAGUUUCUCAGACCAGCCUGUCCAGCACCAGUGACAAUCAAAGUCACACAAAUAACCUUUCUUCCUCGUUCUGAUGCUUGAUUUGAACUUCAGCAGGUGAUCGGUCAGUCAAAAAAGGAGGAGAAUACCCAACCAAACCCUUCAGAUUUCAAUGUCAGCAGCAGGAUCAACAUGGCGCCCCCUGCUGAGGACUACUACUGCUAUCACUUCCAGCCCAACACCUUUGACCCUUCCCGCUGCAGUUCCUGCCUUCGGCCUGAUCACAUGCACCUCAGCAGCAACAUCACUGCUGCUGCUGCACAAGAGGACAGUCUACAAGAGCGGGAAACAGAUGACGACAAUCACGCUUUUUCUGAGGUUACCACAAGCGCCAGUAGUGAUGAUGAUGAUGAUGAUGUCAGCAGUGGCUGGACUUAUGAGUGGAGUCUUGUCCGCAGCCUGAGUCCUGAGUGGGAACUCAAUAUCUGUGUCACUGACAUACAAUCCAGCUGUCCAAACCAGUGGGGCUGUCCAGAGAGGAGCCGAUCCCUCAGCUCAGAGAGCCACUGUGGUGUGGCACAAAUAGAUAUGACCCGACUGGACCCUUCUCCCCAACGAGGCACUGAUAAAUCCUGGAUGGACGAGAGGAGGAGCAGAGACAGGUCCCGCCGGACAUCAGAGUCCAGAGGAAUUAGGGAGCAGGAGAGUGGCUACUUUUCUCCAGACAGAAAAGGUGAGCGUGAGCGGCAGACGGAGGACGUCAACAAACGGACUUUCCGUUACUAUGAGAGAGGGCAUGCUCUACCCAGCAACUACCUUCUUGAACCCAAGGCCUGCGUCCCCUACAGAAAUGUCAACCUUGGUGUGCCGUCCCAGAGGAGGAACACAGAGACGUACACGCAAGAAAUUUGGAGGAGUGAAUCUCCACAGAGAUACACAUACCACUCCAACUUCAGACGUGGAACUGACUCACAGACAAGUUCUCCAACCCGUCACAGCUCUGUGAGUCCAGAUCGCUACAAGUUACCCGAAUCUCCUUCAGGGCCGCAGAGGGGGAGCUCCCUCUCUAGGAGUCAAGCUCGGUCACAUGUCUCAUCACGUGGUUCCUCUCAGCUCCCAUCGCAUGUUCCCUCUCACCGCACAUCAGGCCGGUCCAGUCCAUCUCGCAGAAGGGAGUCCCUCAUCUCUCGAACUGGCUCCCCCUUGAGGGCCCCUUCGUCUCACAGGCACACCGACUCAUACCACUACCAGAACGGAGAUUAUGAUGCUCAAAAGGGAUGCAGCAGAGAGUCAAGGAGUCCAUCACAAGCUUCAGUCAAACACAGUCUGGACUCUGAGAAACUCUACAGAAAUCUGGAGUUCAUCUCUCGCCGUGGCUCCUCAGCUGUUCAGCAAAACUCAUACAAAGGCUCUCAAGCAUCUCCAAGAACCAGAACAAAUGUGAACAGCUCUGCCAACACUCGCACUUCUAACAGCCGAGAGGUAUCACCAGAAACAUCUGUGAGGAACAUCUACAGCACACAUAGCCCCACCUCACAGAAGGAUUCUCACUCCAGAGACAGCAGACUGAGUCCUUCUCAAGGUUCAUGGCAGGGUUCUGCACACUCCAUACUCAGCCUCCCACCAUCAUCACGUGGGUCUUCGACAUCAAGACGAGGCGUGGACUCUCAGGUGCUUGACAAUGCCGUGUCCCAUGCUGCAGUCACUGAAACUGAUAAGGGCAUUGAGGGGAAUAAUAAGUUCAGUGGUGACAGAAGCAGUAGCAACAUGAGACGAGGAAUGGAUGCUUUGUUGACCUCUGAACCCAAGAAAUCGGAAGUAGAACCUGAGGAGGUGGCGAUGACCAUGGAGGACUACAUAGCUCUGGCUGCGAUUCCAACCAUCUAUCUGGAGUCCGAAGAAGAGUUUGCUGGACUGCGGAGGAGGAACCAGAGCCCCAGUCCCUGCAGGGACCACCGAAUCAGGACAUUCAGGGACCAAGAUGAAAUAGAUGUCUACAGCUCAAGGCUGGAGCCAGAUGAGAGGGGCAGAGUUCGAGAGAGAGGAAGAGACAGACGGGAGAAGUGUCGGGACUCUGAGAAUGGACGAUCAUCUCGAAGACAGUCAACAGCAUCUGUUCACACACAGAGUUUAGAUAAUCAAAGUGGAAAGCAUAGAUCUUCAAAGCUGAAGGAGCGAACUCCUCCUGAGCAUCUGCAAACACAGGGGUGGAUGUCAAGGCUGGAUGAACAUGGAAAGUGGAGGAAACACUGGUUUGUGCUGGGUGAUUCCUCACUAAGGUACUACAGAGACUCAGAGGCUGAUGAGUCAGAUGAUCUGGACGGAGAGAUCGACCUCACCUACUGUGUGAAUGUGUCAGACUGUGACGUAGACAACAACUAUGGACUCCAAAUACAAACAAAGCGAGCAGUGUUCACUCUCUCUGCUGUGACCUCCAGAAUACGGCGGAACUGGGUGAAGUUACUAAAGCAGGCAAUCCAAAACAACAGGCACCAAUCAGACACCGGCAGUGAGAAAGAGAACCCCCUCUCCUCUAGACCGUCGUCAUACCAACCUCUCACUGCUCUCACCUGCAGGGACUCACACUAUGAACCAACCACUUCCACCAACACAGCUGCAAACUCCCAUCAGGCCGACCACCGCCAAACUGUAGACGGGCAUCAGCACGCAGACUUCUCUCCAGCCAGUCAGAGAGGAGAAGGGGAAGGCUGGGACAGAGAGCAGGCGAAGCGAUUGGAGGAGAGAAACAAGUGGUUUGAGGAGGGGGUCUCCUUCAGUGAGAUGGGCAGCAGGUGGGACUCGAUGGAGCUUAAAAAGGGGAGUGUACCAGUGCCUGUCAUUGAAACCAUGGACUCAGAGGUCAACAGGAAGUGGGUGGAAUUCGAGACGCUGUCAUUUAGUGACAUGAGUGCACAGUCGCUCAUUGGAGCUCAGAAUCAGUCAAGCACCCCACAGGCAUCGCAGCCCCUAGUUUCCACCCACAACUAUGAGUCAAGCCUCAGCCCCAAGGAGGCUGAACCCCGUGUCACUGGUUCAAAGACAGAUUUAACAAACGCAAAGGAACCUCCUCCAUCUGUCAGUUGUGUCCCGAGCACUCAAACUAAUGCAGCCGAAGUUCUUCAAAAGGAGGCCCUCUCUCUUCGAAAGCAAGUUGACAGCAUUAAGAGAGAGCGUGCAGCCAUGGGGAUGGAGGUGGAGAGUCCUUGUGGCCCCAGGGCCCCCUGUAGGGCCACACUGGAGGCCAUGGAAGUUGCCCAUCAGAAAGCACUGCAGGAGCUGCAAGAGAAACACAAGAGGGAGAUCAUGGAGCUGGAGAAGCAGAGAGACAAGAUGCUGCUGGAGGAGAGAGAGGCAGCUGCUAAGGCCAUGGGGGCGCUGAGAGCAACUCACAGAGAUGAGCUUGAGAAAGAGCUGGAGAAGGCCAGGAGGUUGUCGGGAGGAGGCGCACAUGUGGAGUCUUCAUACAGGAGGCACAUGCCCCCAGUGGAUAUUUUGCACAGUGAAUUAGAUGUGCUGUCAGAACAUUACUCUCAGACUUGCCUGGAGCUGAGUCGCACUGAGCAAAGCAGCAAGAGUCGAGAGACAGAGCUCGGCCACAAGGAGAGAGAGCUGGAGCAGCUCCGAAGAGAGAACAAGGAGCUCAAGGCCAAACUAGCAGAGGAGAUGAGCCGCAUGCGUUAUUUCAUCACAGGUCAGAGGUCGAACAUGGUGUCUGUGGGCAGCACUGAGCACACUGCAUCAGAAGUAGAGAUGCUGCUGAGAGCAAAAGACAGUGAGGUCCAGUCUCUUAAAAAAGAAAUCAGCUGUUUGCAGAAUGAGUUGCAGUCUCUUAAAAAGGAAAAAGAAGAAGCUUAUGGGCGUUAUAAGGAGGCCUACGUGGAGUUGAGUGACCUGAAGGGCCGUAGCCAGCUGGAAAUGAGCUCUCUCAAUGAACACUUGAGACUAACCAACACUGCACUUCAAGAAGGACCAAGACAGACCUGAGAAAUGAGGACAGUUAAAAUGUACCCGCAGAAUCAAAGCAAGCCACUAUAACAUAUAACAGCAUUAACUUACAAUAACUGUUUUUGUUUUUAUGACCAGAUGUGGCUUAGAAAUAUUUAUGGAAACUAAUGUGUACUUUCAAACCACCGCUAAGAAUUAAAAACAUUUUUUUUCCAGA
Solea senegalensis (Senegalese sole) is the source of this 5241-nucleotide messenger RNA. RefSeq names its product myosin phosphatase Rho-interacting protein-like. The transcript is spliced from 18 exons. The record is from RefSeq and is a predicted model, not a curated record. NCBI's taxonomy places the organism in Eukaryota, Metazoa, Chordata, Actinopteri, Pleuronectiformes, Soleidae. Gene Ontology annotation, cellular component: actin cytoskeleton. Bases 1272 to 5063 code for a protein of 1263 amino acids. Gene Ontology annotation, molecular function: actin filament binding. Gene Ontology annotation, biological process: positive regulation of substrate adhesion-dependent cell spreading; actin filament organization.